AAAACACUCAACUGGCUUUCACCAUUCGCCAGCAAGAUUUACCCUCUGCGGUCCGGUGAUGAGAUUGAAAAAAACUAGUCGUUAGAUGUGGUAACGUCUACUAAAUUUGAAACUUCUAAAAGUUGCUAAAACAGUUCCUUUUCCCAUUUCCACCUCCCUCGCUCAAUCAAUCAAGAAAAAGAUUCAAGUUCUCUAAAUUCCUACAUUUUUCGAACUCCAAUUUUAGGGCUUCUGAUAGAAACUUCUUAUGCAAACACCUUGAAUCCCGCAUAGCCAUUUUCUCUGCUGUCACAUUCCCAUAUCCUACAUUGCAAGCUGCCUUGAGAUAAUACACACAGCUCGUAGCUCCUCUGUUCAGUUGAAUUUCGAAGAAGUAUUUGCAAAAAGUUGCAGUUUUAGGAGCCAAUGGCACCUACUCCGUCCAAAUCGAAUCAGGCUCAUUUCGGAAAUUCGAAAACACCUCAAUCCAAACACCGACUCAACUUGUGUAGGCCAUCACCGAACCCCAACGCGGCAGCUGCGAAAGAAGCUCUUCCAGCCGAGCAUCCGGUGGAAGUCGUUGGGCGGAUCCGCGACUAUCCAGAUCGCAAAGAUAAGCCUCAACCGGCCGUGAAGCUGAAUGGAGACAGUCAGUCAUUGAGGGUUAAAACUGAAAUAGGGUACAGAGACUUUCAACUUGAUGGAGUUUCGUUGUCAGAAGAAGAAGAUCUCGAUGUUUUUUACAAGAAAUUCGUUCAGGCAAGGAUAAACGGGGUGAAAUUGGGGUCUAACUGUACUAUUAUGAUGUAUGGCCCUACAGGUUCCGGUAAGAGUCACACCAUGUUUGGUAGCUCCAAGCAGCCUGGAAUUGUGUACCGAUCAUUGAAGGAUAUAUUGGGAGAAGGGGAUGAAGAGAGUGCAGAGAAUCGUGUGAUUGAGAGAGCAGGGACUUUCGUUCAGGUCACUGUCUUGGAAAUAUAUAAUGAGGAGAUUUAUGAUCUCUUGGCCACUAAUAAUGGUGGAGGAUUUGGCUUUGGAUGGCCUAAAGGCAAUGCUUCCAAGCAGGUAAGGUUGGAAAUCAUGGGGAAAAAGGCUAAAAAUGCAACUUUUAUUUCCGGAAAUCGAGCAGGGAAGAUAUCAAAAGAGAUCCAGAAUGUAGAAAAGAGAAGGAUUGUUAAGAGCACUCUAUGUAAUGAGAGAAGUUCACGAAGCCAUUGCAUGAUAAUUCUUGAUGUUCCAAUAGUUGGAGGACGGCUUAUGCUAGUUGACAUGGCAGGUUCUGAAAAUAUAGAACAAGCUGGUCAAACUGGUUUUGAAGCCAAAAUGCAGGUAGAUGUGCUAUAACGUCGAGAUUAUGACGUAUCAAAAGAGUACUCCAAUAUGGCAAUUCAAAGAAAAUGCUCUUUUUUCGCCACAAUGGUUUUCGCUUUCUCUUCUUGCUAGUACUCAUAGAUGCGCCUGCCGUUACUCCUUCAGCACUAACUAACUGGUCUACAACUUCAUUACCUGACAAAACAUUAGGUGGAGUCCUCAGCUCUUCCUUGCCAUCAAAGUUUGUUCGAUCAUAUCUCCAUUUGUGGCGACUCGGUAAAAAUCUGCGAUGGCCCAUGUAACAGUGUUUAGAUCCUUUUCUCAAUCUGUAAGAACAAGUAUUGUUGUUACAUGAAGGACAAGCAAAAGCUCCAGCAGUUCUCCAUCCAGAAAGAUCACCAUAUGCCGGAAAGUCACUUAUUGUCCAUAGCAAAGAAGCAAACAUUCUAAAAUUCUUUUUCUUUGAGGCAUCAUAAGUUUCCACCCCAACUUCCCAAAGAAACUUCAAUUCCUCUAUUAAAGGUUGCAAAUAUACAUCCACUUUAUCCUUUGGCCCCUUAGGACCGGGAACAAGUGUGGAGAGAAUUAAAGAAUGUUGUUUCAUGCAAAGCCAUGGAGGUAAGUUAUAAGGGAUAAGAAUCACUGGCCAUGUACUGUGUGUUACAUGUCCGUUUCUAAAGGGGCUAAAUCCAUCACCUGCUAAACCAAGGCGAACAUUUCUAGGAUCAGAGGAAAAUGAAGGAUAUAGCUCAUCAAACGUUUUCCACGCUUUAGAAUCUGCCGGAUGUCUCAUUGCCCCAUCAUCCUCACGUUCAUCGUGAUGCCAUCUCAUACUUGAAGCUGUUUUAGAUGACAUGUAAAUUCUUUGUAGUCUGGGAAUCAAUGGAAAAUAACGCAUCGUUUUGCAUGGGAUCUUUCUAACCAUAGAAUUUAAGGUACCAGAUGCAUCGCUUUGUUCCUUUUUUUUCCAUCUACAAGAAUUACAGUGAACACAUUCAUCCGCAUUCGCAUGCUCCUUCCAAAAUAACAUACAAUCAUUUGGGCAUGCAUCAAUUCUUUUGGGCUCGAGAGAUAAAGUCUUUAUAAUUUUUUGAGCAUCAUAAUAUGAGUCAGGCAAUGUGUUACCCUCAGGCAAUGCAUCUUUAAGUAGUUCAAGAAGCAUAGCCAUGCUUUUGUCACUUAUUCCACCUAAACACUUGAUGUGGAAUAGCUUAAGCAAGAAGGACAACUUUGAGAAUUUCUUGCAACCAAGAUAUAGCUCUAACUCAAGAUCACCCAUCAAUUUGUAGAAGCUAUUUACUAAUUCUAUUGGAUCACUAGACUCGCCAAUAUUUGCUUCACCAUCAUUUGUAUCCUUCUCCCUUGACCUCCCAAAUGCAUCAUGUAGCAUUUCAAACAUAGAUGCAUGCUCUAUGUACUCAUUUGAUGCAUCUAUGUUAUUCUCAUGAGUUGUCCACUCCUCACUGUUUUCCCCAUGCCGCAACCAGCGAGUAUAGCUCUUAACAAUUCCAUGUUUAAUCAAAUCCAACUCUAUUUCUACUCUACCUUUCUUCCUUUCAUUAUUGCACUUCAUACAUGGACAAGGAACCACAUCGUCCACAUCAUUUUGUGAAAAAGCAAACUCUAGAAACUGUUUUACGCCAAUCCUGUACCUGGGGUCAGCUUUUUUGAAUUGCAUCCACUCACGAUUCUUGUAAACCAUUGUAUUCUAAGCAUGAUCAUAUAAAACAGUUAACUAACACACAAAACUCGAAAACAAUAUUUCAUGCAACAACAAAAGUCUGACUAGGUUAAACUUCCAUAGUUUGGCUGCAAAUGAAACAAUACAUUAACUCUCUACUGAGAUGCUACCAAUCUGCCCAAAACUGGAUAAUUUGGAACUCGCUGAGGUACAUAAACUACGAAAUCAGGUACGUCCUUGUACUCACUUUGAAAUAUAUAAUUUUCAAGCCUAUGUGUUUUAAUCUAAAAUGAUUUUAAAAAAGAAAAAAAAUCUAAAAUGAUUUUUUGUUAUGUUAUUUGCUAUUUACGUUUAGUACAGUUUGAAAGAACCCAAAUCUGGCUGGUUAUCUGCGUGAAAUCCAUAUUUGAGCUAAAGUUUGAUAAUAGCUUCUUCUUAUGUCUCUUACUAAUUCUUUUUGUUUGUUAUGUAUUGGGAGAAAGGGCAAAAACACCACUAAAUUUUAUAUAACCUGAAACACACGGUAAACCCCCCUUUUAACUAACUGAAACAAUUUAACUGAACAAGGAAGUGUUAAAGGGGCUCAUUUGACUAUUUUAGACCAUAUAUACAACAAAAAUGUUUGUAUGUUUGACAUUUAUUUUUAAUUUCAGCUUGUUAUCUAUUAUAGAUAUAUAUCUAAGAGAUCUUGGUCUUAAAACUAGCACAUAUUUCACCCAAUGCAAAAACAUAUGUAAUAUAAUAUGUACAUAUUCAUAGUACAAUAAAAUAUUCUAUAAAGCUUAACACCAUCCGAUUUCACUAUAUUCAUCACAUGUGUUUGCCCCAAACACAAAUAACACCUUUAUCAAAAAGAGUACUAUAGCUAUGUGUUCCUAAAUAUCUCAGUAAGUGGUGAUGGAUAAAAAGAGUAGCAACAAUAUGGUUAGUUUGCCUAUAUUGUUAUGAUACCUGAUGCUUAAAAUUAACUACUUUUUAUAACUUAAGACUUUAACAAUUUUUAUAGGUGUGACUGUGAUACUUCUCGUCAUUCUCGAUGCCUCUGGAUUACCUGGAGGCUUAUAUUUAAAAAGUUGGACAGCUGGAUAGAAAUAAUUUGAACACACAUUGGAUGGAAAUAAGGAAAGAAAGAUGAGCAUUUAAGCACCACUACAUUGUACAAUCUGUAAAAGGAAAUUAUUUUGUGAAAAAGCGAACUCUAGUCACUGACAUUUUCCUAAUACAACCGGAGCAACCAGAAUCUUCAAAGGGGGCAUCAAAUGAACCUUUAGUAGAAAAGUAAGUAUAUUUAGAUGAAAAAGGAGCACAAGGCAUCUCUAAAUAUGCAAAUCUGGAAUAUCCUCCGGGAUAUGGAUCAGACAAUGAAGUCCCAUCCAUUAGUGAGUGCAAAGACAUGCGCUUAUGUCUAGUAUCCAAAGCAGUGUUGUCAAUAGCGGCGCAAUAGCGCGCUACAGCGGAAUAGCGGUGCGGCAGACAGGGUAGGCGCUACAUGGAGGGCUCUAGCGUGGCGUUUGGGUGUUGCGUCCAUAGCGCCCGCUAUAGCGCAGGUGCGGGAGAGAAAAUAGCGGCCGCUAACGCGACGCGUUUUAUGUUACAGAGUACUGCGCAGAAUAUGAGCCUUCUGGGAGGGAUUUUAGCGUUAGAUUUUUUAGCGCAGACAUAGAAGGGUUAAAUUAGACUUUUAAAACAAUAUUUUAACCUAAUUAAAACCCAUACACGUACGUUAAACGCUACUAAAAGCUCAAAACGAAGCCAGCUUUUGAAUAUAAUAGUAUCUUAUAUUUUACUCAUGAAACUAAAUAAUAUUUCUAAGUAAUUUAAGUGGGUGAACCAUCUAGUUUUAGUAGUUAUAAAAGAAGAAGUUUAAUAUAAUUAAGUAUAAUAUUUCUAAGUAAUAUUACAUAUGCUUCUAGUAGUUACUUAUCUAUUAUAUUUGAAAGUACUCCAAAUGGUUCUAUAAAACUUAGAACCAUCUACUUUCAGUAACAAAUAACAAAUAAUGACAUGUAUAGAAUGUAAACAAUUCGAUUUAUAUAGAUGGAGUUUUAUAUAAUUAAGUAUAAUAUUUCUAAGUCAUAUUACAUAUGCUUCUAGUAGUUACUUAUCUAUUAUAUUUGAAAGUACUCCAAAUAGCGGUCAUCCCGCUAUCCGCUAUACCGCUAUAGCGUUUUGGGGACUGCCCGCUCCGCUAUCUGGGAUUGACAACACUGAUCCAAAGUGCAAAAAAUUGUAGAUGAGAAAGAUGAAGCUUUAGUGGUUGAUAGCAGAAAGAAUCCAGUCCCGGAUAUCACCUUGUACUCUGUUUUUGUUAUGUUAUUUGCUAUUUUCAUUUAGCACAGAUUAAAAAAGUAGAAAUCUGUCCAGUGAUGUAUUCGGAAGCCAUAUUUUAAGUCUAUCUAAACUAAAGCUUUAUGGAAAAUCUAUGAACUAUGAGCUAUAUGAACAAAUACACAUAUGGUACACACAUAUAUUAACCAAAAUUCGGAAACUACUCUGGAAAAGAAAGAGAGGCAGUGAAUGCUCUUGUUCAAGUGUAUAACAGUUAGCACUCAACCCCCAUGAAGUUUUUUAUUAAG
This is a messenger RNA of Cuscuta epithymum, 5547 nucleotides long. The record is from the annotation of a GenBank genome assembly. Lineage: Eukaryota; Viridiplantae; Streptophyta; Magnoliopsida; Solanales; Convolvulaceae.